ACCAAACGUUUAAUGAUCUUCAGUUAAGCUUCGAACUUUUACCAGACAAGUCGUGUCUGCGGCUGCUACCAACGGCAGUCAAUUGAAAAGUCCCCAAACGCGGCUCAAACGUUAACGGAAUUUUAAAACCCAGAGCGAAGAAAACAGAAAACUGCAUCAUUUGCAUAAAGCAAAUAGAAAACGUAACGAAAAUAACUUCGGACCAAGUUGAUUGGGAUUUAGUGUUAUCAUUUCGCGUCGCAUAACUGACAUUUUUUCGCGCGACCCCUUUUUCCUGGGAUAUUUUGCAGCGGUAUCGUGUUUGUUUUAAAAGAAAAUAGUGCACUGAUAUCGGAUCAAUUGAGAAAACAAUAACAGUUAACGGAGGAAAUAUAUAGCAUAUCUGGAAUUCCCGAGUGAAUCAUGAGGGUCUCUUUGGCACUGUGGGGCACUUUGUGCCUGUGGGUGGUCACCGCGAAUGCACAAGGAUUUAUACCACCACCCAAUGUCGGGCUUCACAAUGGGCCGCCCUUUCACAACUCGCAGCGCCGCCAGCUAAAUCUGCAGCAGUACAAUCAGCAAAACUUUGUCCAGGCGGGCGUGGAGCUGCCCAUUCCCCACCGCUCCCAACACGGCCCCCAUCCGCAGCACACGCAUCUGCAUCACCAGCAGCAGCCGCAGCAGCACCGCUUCGGGCAGUUCCCACAGCAGCAGCAGCAGCAGCAGCAGCAUCAGCAGCCCCACAGCAAUCAGCAGUUCCAACGUUCGACCCAAAAUCAACUUCAAACCGCUCCACAGUUCCCGCAGCAGCAGCAGCAGUUGCCCUCUCCGGCCGCCGGUUUGGAUCUGCAUCAUCAAAACUUCUUGGACUUGCGCAACUUCGCUGGCUCCCAGCAGCAGCAGCAAAAUCAGCAACAGCAUCAGCAGCGCCAUAAGCAAUUUGAUUCCCGCUUGCAGUCCACUGCUUUCCCUCCACAGCCAUCACCGGAAACUUACCAGCAACAGCAAUUGCAGCAACAACAGCAGCAGUUUGCCUACCAGCAGCCCCAGCAGUUCGGACCACAGGUUCUGCCCCAGACCACACAGAAGCUGCCCAGCCAGGCGCCCGUGCCCACUUUCCAGUCGAUUCCCCAGCAGCAGAGCCAGUUUAACUACCAGCCACAGUCCAGCCAGCAGCAGCAGUAUCAGCUCACUCCCCAGUUGGGAUUGCCAGUGCCGCAGAUCUUUAGCAAUGUUCAGGCCACACCCUUCCCGGAGCCAACCAGAGGAACCUUCCAGCAACAGCAGCAGCCAGCGCAGCAGCCUCAGUUCCAGCAUCAAUUCGUUAAUGCUCCAUCGCCAAUUCAGGCUCAGGCCCAACCAGCUGACCAGGAGUACAAGCAAAAGCUGAUCCAGAAGCACGAGCAAUUUGUGGCCAAGCAGUACGAAAAGUCGCAGCACAAGGUGCGUCAGCAGCACGAAGAAUUCCUUCUGAAGCAGCAUCAAAUCAAGCAGCACAUCCUGCCGACCAUCGUGACCCAACACAAUGCCAACUACCAGAACUCACCCUAUGUGGCAGCACCGGCACGUGGAAGACCAGUGGCUCAUCCCACUGAGUACAAUCAGUUCAACAGUGCCCUGCAACAGUACUACAAGGAGCACCCGACGACGACAACCACCACCACGACGACAACCACAACGACUGAGGCCACAACCACUCCAAAAAAAAACAUCUAUGCUCAGGUUAAGUCGGAACUGGGAAAAUUCCCAAGUCAGAAGAGCAAGAAACCCGUGAAGACCAUUGCCCGGGAUGAUUUGCUUAAGCAACUCAAGGCAGCCUUGUCCGAAGCACCACAACAACCACUGACGGGAAACAAGACCUACGAUGAGAUGGACCUGGUUCUGCCCAACGGCCAGCGGGUUCAGGUGAUUCGCACCACAGAUCCCAAUUUGGUCCAGGGGCAAAAGGCCUACUCCCAGGAGCAACUGCAAACUUUGCUGGCUCAACAGGCGUUGGGUGGCGAAGCCAAGCUAAGUUUGAGUGAUGUGGCUCCCAGUAAGAGCAAGGAUCUUGAGCUGCCCGGUGGUGGAAAGGUUCAAAUUCUGCGUUCCCCCGAUCCUCAGGAGUCGGACACCCUUCCUUCUGGUUCUCUGCCCGGUGGUGUUGAUCUCUCUAGUUUGGCCGCUCUCUACGGCGGUGGUGCCGGUGAUAUUCAGGGCAUCAGUAAUGGAGCCAAUAGCAUUGCCAGUUCCGCAGUCAUAACCUCGGAUUCCGAUGAACCACCAUCCUUGGAGGAGCUGGCCAAGCGCGGACUCAUUCCCGACGGCUAUGAGAUUGAGGGUCUCAGCCCAAAGUCACAGGCACCGGCCACAGCUGCACCACCAACUUUGCCGCCCAAGAAGAAGGCCACCUACGUUUACCUGGAGGAGCAGACCGAUGGUAGCUUCAAAAUCCAAGGAGUGAAGGCCAACGGCGAGAAGGAGACCAAGCAAACCGGAUCCGAAGUGGAAAGCAUUCUGGAGCGCAUCAGGAGCGGAGAGAUUAAGCUGCCGCCUUCGGUUUCCCGCCUAACAUUGCCCAACGAUGAGCUGGUAGAGAUUAAGAGCGGCAAGAUUAUCCAAACCACGCGUGCACCCACCACGACCACAAGCACAACUACCACUACCACAACUACUCCAACGCCCUUCAUUUCCCGUGGAACACCCAGCAAUCACAGGCAGUAUCACCCGUCAAGAACCUCAACCACCACUACCACAACCACUGCUCCCACAACCGCUCGCCACAAUUUGAUUUACGAGAGCAGCACCAGUCAUGUGAAUGCUGCUAGUCUGAUCCGCACCACCACAUCUCCCAUUUACGGAGGAUCCACGGUGACAGUUUCCCCAUAUCUGGAAGGUGUAUCCACCCACUUGCCGGUGGUGACCGAGAGGCUGUCUGAUGUGGCGAACAAUGCAGAGCUCCUGCCACCUGUUCCCCAAUAUGCCGAUGCCCUCGUCCAGGAGACGGAGAACACCGAGAAGGCCGCUCAAGCGAAUCCCUCAACCAGUUCGGUGCUGUCCAAUCCUAGCGAAGACCUACUGCAAAUACUGAAGACUAACGGACUUUUCGCCAUGGCCAAGUAUCUAAGGCAGUCGGGUCUGGACAGCAUACUCAACGAAACCGGACCGUAUACCAUCUUUGUUCCCACUGAUAAGGCCUUCAAGAAUCUUUUGGUGCAGUUGGGAGGACCAGAAAGAGCCGAGGAAAAGUUCCAGUCCAAUCCCAGAUUGCUGAGCGGGCUCCUACUCCAUCAUGUGAUUCCAGGAGCUUUCGAGAUCGCCACCCUGCAGGACGAGAUGACUGGCGUUUCCCUGGCUGGAACACAGCUGCGAGUUAACCAGUACAACAUGCAUGACCAGGAGUGGAAUGAUGUGACUCUCACCACCAUCAACGGAGCCAUGGUUGUGCUGAACAAGAAGGACAUCAAGAUCCCGCAAGGAGUGGCUCACGCAGUCGAUCGCGUGAUGUUCCCACUGCCCGUUGGAGAUAUCCUGCAGACUUUGCAGUCUGAUCGUGAGGGUCGCUUCAGCAAUUUCCUGAAGAUUCUGUACACCUCUGGACUGUCUGAAAAGCUUCAGAGCAAGGGUGUCAAGACGUACACUGUUUUCGCUCCUGUGGACAAAAGCUUCAGCGAAUUGGAUUCCGAUACACUGGAGAAGCUGUACAAUGACAAGGAUGCCGCCGAACAGUUUGCCAUGAAGCACAUUGUACCCGGGGCUCUUUUCUCCGCUGGUAUGCGUUUCUACCAGGUUAAGGACUCUUUGUCCACUGGCAAAACCGUGAUUCUCCAGAAGACAUCCGCGGGCAAGAUUAAGGUCAACGAUGCACAGAUGGUUACAUCCAAUAUUCCAGCCACGAAUGGAGUGAUUCACGCCCUGGAUGGAGUCUUGGCGUGAAGAGAUUAAAGCUGCCGGGGUCGGAGAAUCCCUUUAUUAAGCAGUUUUUUGGUUAAGCCUUAAGAUUAGUUUAAGUGAGGAGGAGUUUCAUCAACCACAUCCAAAAUUGAUAGUGAAAUCUUGCCAACGUCCUUGAAAGGACUUAAGAAAUUACAAUCUUUUAUAGAACUGGUGCAAAUCCAUCAAGUAUAAGAGAUAUACGCAACGAUUUGGUGCUUCCAUAUACUUUUCUGUAUUUUUCUUUUUCGCCUUCAUAAAACAGUCAUUACAAAUAGUUCAAUUUAAGAAAGAAGCAGAGAAUAUGUAAAAAGAAGCCAAGACAGGUGGAAUCUGAUUGGUAUCUAAGCUAAGUUCACAUAUAUUUAUUUUUGGCAUUAAAUCAUGUGCAAAUUAAUU
Molecule: messenger RNA, 4290 nt
Organism: Drosophila simulans
Lineage: Eukaryota; Metazoa; Arthropoda; Insecta; Diptera; Drosophilidae
Product: mediator of RNA polymerase II transcription subunit 15
Exons: 6
Coding region: 403-3894 (1163 amino acids)
Biological process (GO): cell adhesion; extracellular matrix organization
Cellular component (GO): extracellular matrix
Molecular function (GO): cell adhesion molecule binding
Source: RefSeq, a predicted model, not a curated record